Maniola jurtina (meadow brown) is the source of this 2119-nucleotide messenger RNA. It is a transcript of the gene Cog8, whose product is annotated as conserved oligomeric Golgi complex subunit 8. Lineage: Eukaryota; Metazoa; Arthropoda; Insecta; Lepidoptera; Nymphalidae. Gene Ontology annotation, biological process: intra-Golgi vesicle-mediated transport. Gene Ontology annotation, cellular component: COG complex. The transcript has 8 exons. Bases 317 to 1978 code for a protein of 553 amino acids. The record is from RefSeq and is a predicted model, not a curated record.
AACCGUUGUCAAAGUUCAUUUUAAACUAGGUAGGUACUACAUUUUGCAACUUUUUGCAAAGUCCAAUAUUAUUAGGUGCAGUGUAGAAAAAAAUAAAUAAAUAAUAUAAUUGAAACCCACAUACGUUUACGUAUCUACAAUCAGGACUACUUUUUUAUUUACUGUUUGAUAGUGAUCCGUGUCUAUUUUAAACAAGUGCAUACUCAAACACUAGGAAUCCCAAAAAUAAAAAUUGUUAUCCACUGUAAUAAUUUACAUUCACAAGUCCUUUCCAAAUUUGUUGUUUUGAAUUUGAUGUGUUGGAACAAUUUUCUAAAUGGCUCAAGAACUGAAAGAAUUGUGUCAGCUUUUAUUUCCGGACUCAACCACAGAGAAUGCAGAAUACUUUAGUGAUAUUACAGAAUAUAUAAAAAAAUUAGGAUCACAAAAUUGGGAACAUGUUAAGAAAGAACCUGAACGAUUGAGUGAAGAGAUGAAACAUUUGACGGAGCAGACACAAGAUUUAGCAUUCACUAACUAUAAAACGUUUGUGGAGACUGCUGACAUAUCCAGAGCUAUCAUGAAGGAUUUGGGAAAGUCAAAGGAAUCAUUAGCAAGUUUUCUAAAUAACACUCCUGACUUUGUAUCUCAGUGUGAGAGCUUUUCCCAAGUCGCUGGUGGGAUAGUUCAAGAGAAAAGGCGAUACAGCAGUAUAAGAAACCAAAGUGACAAACUGUUAGAGUUAUUAGAGUUGCCCUCUUUGAUGCGUGAAGCUCUUAAUGCGGAGGACUAUGAGAGUGCAUUAGAUAUCUUUGCUUUCAUCCGAAAUUUGUCCAAGAGGUACUCGGAGAUACCUAUUGUUGAGAGCACAACCAGUGAAAUAAUGACAUUGUGGUAUGAAACACUUUAUCAUCUCUUCAAUCAGCUUCACUAUGAUCUGCCUUUACCUCAGUGUUUACAGAUUUUAGGAUAUCUCCGUAGAGCCAACACAGUAUUUAGGUCAACUGAUGAUGAGCAUAGCAGGUUACAAUCAAUCGGUAACAAAGGCAGCAUUACAUCUGAUGGUCUACACUUACAUUUCCUUAAAGCAAGAAAUGCCUGGUUUGAAAAAGCACUAGAGGAUGCAAGAAAUACUGAAGCACCCGAAAAAUUGUUACGUAAAAUAGUGGAGUUGCACAGAAUUCAUCUAUUUAAUGUCAUAACUCAACACAAAUCGAUAUUUUUGUCUGAUGCUCAGGAGUCGAAAGUAAGGGAUAAUGAAUUGAGUGGUACCAGUGCACUGUCUUGCUGGCUCAAAUUAAAAGUGGAAAGCUUAGCUUAUAUAUUAAACCAAGAUCUUUGGAGGGAGGAUGAGUCUGGUUUUGAAUCGAUAAUGAACCAAUGCAUGUAUCUCUGCCUAUCGUUUGGCCGAGUCGGCGCCGACCUGAGAUGUGUGCUCACGCCCUUAUUUCGCAACAAUGUUUUGAUGCAGUUCAACUGUGGCAUGGAAAAAGUCGACAAUCAGUUUGAGAACCAAAUGAAGUGCUACAAAGUGCCCAGUAUUAAAAAUGUCUCGAGGCCCAUAAAUGAAAAUAUGGCAACCGGCCCACCGGAAAACCUGUUGGACUACUACCCCUUAGCUGAAUACUGCAAUGGAAUGCUGACAGUACUUAAUUCUUUGCGCGUAACAGCCCCUUUGAAUAUCGUCAAAGAUGUUUAUAAAGGCUUCAAAAAAUCAUUCGAGAAAGCUGCGCAGAUUUUGAUAACGUUUUACCAUAGAGAGCAACAGGCUUUCACUGAUAUCGAGAAGCAGAAUUUCGUGUCCCUAUGCGUUUGUUUCACGGAAGAUUUGGUGCCAUAUAUCGCUAAAUGUCUAUCACAAUCGUUUCCACCAACGCAAGUUGCAGAGUUGUUAGGGAUCACACUGACUGUGUUACAAGAAAGUAAAAUCUUGUAUUUGGAUCAAAUUGAAAUAUGCAAGCCGCUGAAUAGCGUUACAGGCCUUGUAAUAAUAAAUUAAUAUGAGUAAGCUGUUAAAGUUACUUAGCCAGAUUUCAAAAAUUAUCAAAAAAUACUAUGUAUUUUGCGUAAAAAAUAACUUCUCACGUGCCAUUAAACUUUAUGCGUCAAAUGUCAUCUCAAUAUUAUGAUUUUAAAGGUG